Molecule: messenger RNA, 9651 nt
Organism: Galleria mellonella (greater wax moth)
Lineage: Eukaryota; Metazoa; Arthropoda; Insecta; Lepidoptera; Pyralidae
Gene: Bsg25D
Product: blastoderm-specific protein 25D
Exons: 3
Coding region: 532-3315 (927 amino acids)
Biological process (GO): microtubule anchoring at centrosome
Cellular component (GO): centrosome
Source: RefSeq, a predicted model, not a curated record
AUAAAUUACGUCAUGCUGAUAAUGAUAGGUCAGUCAGAUGUCAUUGUCAAACAUCCAAAUUUGUUAAAGUUAAGGUUUCAAGUUCCUCGGAGAUAAGAUAGAUGUUAGAAUUUUAUCAUAGCUUACUAAAGUAAUUUAUUUUCUUCUAUGUGUAUAACUUUACACAAGAAUAAAUUGAAAAAAAAAAAAACAAUUACUGUGCGGUUCCCAGUUUCCAUAGUUUUAGCCUUAGGAAGUGAUAAAACAAAACGCGAUUGGCAUGAAUGACAUUGACAUUUUUAACACAUGACAGAUGAUUCCAGACAAAUUAUCUUUUUGAAGACUAGGCAGCAUGGUCUCCGACCUUAGCCUGUUCCAAACGGAACAAACGUACUAAAAAAAAAAAAAAAAACAUGACAGAUGUUCGUACUUGAAAUCUCGAGCAUUUCACAGAUGGGAUCUUAAAAAUAGGUGUUGAAUUUACAGUUUUGUUUUUAUUAAAACAUGUAAAUUAAUAACGGAGAUAAUAAACUGACGAUAAAAACGUCUCAUAUGCCCCACAUGGGGUCUUUAGCUAUGGAUAGCGUUUGUAUGAAUCAUUACGAAAAACAGCUGUACACUGUGUUUAAGACCUUCGACGUAGAUAAUGAGGAAGCUCUAGACAGAUCAGCAGUAUUGAAACUGUGUGACGCGUUACAGCUAGAAGAUCGCGGGUCUGCGCUAGUUGACACACUUUUUGAGCGCUGUUCUGAACGUGUCACCUUCACACAAUUCCGCAACGGCCUUCUUUCUGUACUCGGGGGUGGAGAGACUACGCCAUCCUCAUCACCUAAGCACAUUGCGACCGAUACAUCACAGACUUUAGCAUCGACGGCUCCCUCCAGUGCUACUGUAGUUCCCGUUUCUUCGCACAGUGACGACGAUUCUUCAGGACGCGAAGUCGCCCCAAAAUUUGUAUUUGGCUCAAAGAAAUACGGCCGCCGCUCAAGGCCCCAACGUUCAUCUGCUAUGUCGGAUGAUACGCAUACACCAAGGGCUGCUUCAGUUUCAAGACUUGACAGUGAUAAUAAAAGAGCUAGAAGCUCUCAACGAAUGAAAUGCAGACGGAGUGCAUCUGCAAUGGAUAAUCGCAAUCAUGAAUUAAACUAUGAUGAUGAAACUACACAUGGUGAUUUUGAACAUGAUAGACGUAUUGACUGUGAACAAGCACUUGCAUUAUGUUGUGAACUACGGAUGGAUGGCAUAGAUCGUAGACUUAUUGAACGCAUAUUUGAAGAGUCUCCUUCUGCAGAAACUACUGUGGGUGAAUUCUUUGAGCGUCUUAAUGUGUCAUUGACAUCAUCAAUUGAGGGUGCACAGGAUACAAGUACUGCAACACCACUGAAUAGUGAUUAUGUAAUUGACCAUGAGACGGGUAUUCCUAGUAUGUUGGUUAUUGAAGCAUGGGAAAAUGCAGGUGUGCCUCGUCCACGGCGUUUAAUGUUGGAAUUAGGAUUUACAAGUUCAGUAGUUCGACCACCUGAUAUAGAGCAUGCACUUGAAGAUGAAAUCCGAGCUCUACCUGAACCAUUAGAUGAUAGAAGAGAUGCACAUACAAUGCUGUUAGUAGCUGCUUUAGAACUUGCACGCCUUAGACUAAAGUUUGCAAAACAGCGUGCAGAUGUCACUGCUGCUGAACGAGAUAAAUUACGAGCUGAUGUAGCAGAGGCGAAUAGACGGGCAUGCUUAUUGGCACAAGAUGUAGACGAAAGUCAUGCUCGAAUGGAAGCCGAACUAGCAGCGAAUGUUCGAAGAGCAGAGUCAAAGCAUGCAGAAGCUGCAAAAAUCGCCGCAGCUGAAAUUGCAGCUGAACGCGAACGUGCUGCUGCUAUCAAAGUCCUACAAGAAGCGGAGUUGGCGCGACGUGCAGAGAAUGAGGCGCGAUUACGCACUGAAAUAGAGGUUCAAACGUCACGGAUCUUAGAACUUGAGACUAGGGCAGCAACAGCUGAAAAUCGCGCGUCGUUGGCGGAGCGGGAAGCAAUACGUCUAGCAUCAGAGCUGACAGAAGCUACAGCUAGUCUGAAUCGCAAACAGGGUGCAGUAGAUGCUGGGGUAGAAGAUGCAUCAGCUACAGAGUUGGCAGCACGGCUCGACGACUUACGUCGCGAGAACAAGUUGCUUCGCGACCGAAACGAUGAAUUGUGCUGUGCGUUGGAGGCAAGGGCGCGCGAAGGGGAGGUGCCGCCUGUUGCCUACGGAGAUUUAUCGGCCGAGCUGGGGUCACUGCUGACAUCCCAACAUGCUGAGGAAUGUGACUCAUCACCAACCAGCAUCGAUCAGAAAGUGAUUGGACACACUGAGGCAACUAGGCGAUUGCGCUCUAUAUUUGACAGCGUUCAGGCAAUGCCGUCGCCAGCGAAGAAUGAAUGCCAGUCAUGCUCCACUCUAGAAGCAGUCAUCGCUGGAAUACAGAUGAAAGUUAGGGAAUUGAGUGACUGUGUUAUCCUGAUGGAAGAAGCGGAAAUGCCCCUCUACGCCACUACUGAGGCUUCCGUUCAAACAGAACCUUUAUCAGAACUUACCUCAAACACAAAAUCAGAAGGAGUUAAUUUGAUUAAAGAAAUGGAUACAUUAAAGGAGCAACUCGCCGAAGCCGAGCGGAGGCACAAUGACGAAAAACAGAAACAAUCUGAAUUAAUAAAAGAACUGGAGACCAGUUUGGAGCAAAUGAAAUCCGAAUACGACAAGUGCGAGGAGUACUGGAACAACAAGCUGGAGGAGGAGCGCGACAUGUACAACGAGGAGCAGCGGCUCGGCGACGAGCGGCUCGCCGAGCUCGUCGCCAAGAUCUCCGAGUACGAGCGGCAGUUCGCGCCCGCCGGCGGCACGCUGCCCACCAUCGAGGAGCGCUGCGGCCUCGAGGCGCAGGUCGCCGACCUCGAGGAGGAGUUCGCUACGUAUCGAAAAACUAAGGAGGAGGAGCUCCGCGUGCGGGACUCGGAGAUAGCGCGGCUCACCGAGCAGAUAGAGGCGCUGCAGAGGCGAGUGGAGGCCGCGAGCGGGCCAGAGGGCCGGCGGCGGCGCGGCGGCGGCAGCGGCGGCAGCGGUAGCGGCGGCGGCGGCGGCUGCGGCGGCGGCGGCGCGGCGUGCUCGUGCGCGUCGCUGGCGGAGCGCUGCCGGCGGCUGGCGGCGGAGCGCGGCGCGGGCGCGCGCGAGGCGGCGGCGCUGCGCGCGCGGGCGGCGCGCGCCGAGGGGCUGGCGCGGCGCCUGCACGCGCGGCUCGCGGCCGCCGACCUGCUCGUCAAGGACCUGUACGUCGAGAACUGCCACCUCGCGCACCGCCGCCCGCUGUGACCGCCCGCUGCGCGUCCGUAUGUAUCAUUCCAUGUCAAUACGUAGGCCUAGGGUUCCGCCGGUGACCGGCGACCGCCGACCGACGACGACUGUGUUGUGAUAAUGUAUCGUAUUUAAUGUUUGUUACUGUUUAGCGGUGUGCUGAUCGCUGACGCUGCCCGUAACUUAUUCCUAUGUUAUUACGUAUUUGUGUAAAUAAUCGAAGUUUACAGUGAGACGAUUCUAGAAAUAGUAGCCGUAUCUCCCUCGCGGGGACUUGUUGACUAGAUGAAGUUAUGACGAAUAAAUAAAUGUAUAUCAAAUUAAUAGGUGCCAUCCAAAAUACAAAAUCCGAUUCUAUAUAAUUAAUACGUUUGUAGCAUUUUGUGGUAGCCUUUGUGCAAUCUCGGUUUAUUAUUUAAAACAUGCCUCUGAACGCACUAUUUCGUUUCGGUCAAUCUUCAAACUUAAGUUUUUUGGCAGCUUGAUUGAUUAGCGACUCGUGGAAUUUAAAAGCACUGAAGUAAAUGAUGAAUGCUGUUUACGAUGCAAGCGUGACACAGUAGGUGAUAGUGUACUCUGGGCAAACUCAAUGUCUAGCUGUGAAAAAUAGCAUCAUGUAUUAUGUGUAUAUAAUACAUCAUAUGUGUACUGAAUAUAGCACGCACGGCUCACUGUAACAUAGUCACAUCUGCGCCUUGUAAGUCCUUGCAUAUAAUUUUUAGCCCCUAAUAUUUUGUACGGCUUUACAUAUCUGCAGAAUUAUUGCCUUUUCUUCAAUGAUAAAGUCAAAUAAUGUACGAACGUGCCUUUUAAUGUUACGAGAAUUAUUAUUAUAGUUAGAAGUAAUAAACACAUUUGUUUUUCGCCCGCUAUGAGUGUGGCAUUAUACGAAGCAUAAAGUUCAAGCUAUACGAGACUCACGGUGCGGAAGGAGUUGAGGGGCGAGGGGAGGGGGAAGGCUUAUUAAUUUUUUCAGUUAUUGAAAAUAUAAUUUCACACAAUUAGCAACAUGAAAUAAACUCUUUUAAAGAGUCGGUAUAUAGAAUUAAUAGUAAUGUAAAGUACGGUAUUCCAGACCUUUUCCCCUAUAAGAGCUCUAAAACUGCUCACUGAACGAAACUUGGCCAUAUAGACGUUUAAUUUUUAGUCAUACAUAAUGUUAUCCCCUACCUCCCCCCCCUCAUGCUAAUAUCUAUCGUGAAGUUUCUAUUAGCAGUUUACAAUUAUUUUUUAACAUAAAAAUAUUAAUACUUGUUCCUCUUAAUUUUAAUAAUGUUGCCUGAUCUAUAAAAUAUAAAUGUUGCUACAUUAAAACUUUGUCGUGGAAUUUUGUCGCUAGGUACCUUGGAUCGGUUUUUGUGUCAAGUACCUAAGUGACAGCACUGAGCUACUAUGAUAUUGCCAAAAUUACGCGACCAGAAGUUUACACGCCAUUUUUACGCACGAUACGAUUUUUACUUUUGGCGACGCCGACGUAAUUUUAUCAGAAUGUUUAUCUACGCUCUAAAAUAGCAAGCACCGAAAAGUGUAAUGGUUUUUCAUAUAAAUUAGCCAGGGAGAUUAGAAAUAAGCAAUAGAAUCCAAGUCGGAAAUUUUUAAAUAUAUUGUCUGAUAUUAUUUAUUUUUAAUUAAUUCUACAAUAUUUAUUAUUUGUACAAAUCUCACAACACAAACUGAAUGAUUUAAAAAAAGAUGGCUGAACAAAUUUUCACGUAACUUAUAAAGAUAUAUCAUCUUUAUCAGAAUCAUUUUUAUUCAGAAAAUAACAUAAUUGCCCAAUUUUUUUUUCGUAUUAAAACAAUACCGAGUUUCGAGCAAAGAAAAAGCAUUGUGUGCGUAAAUAUGGCUAACUUUGCUUGCGUAAUUUUGGCAAGUGUAUCGUUAAAGUUACUAGACAGAAUCUGUGAUUGAAUCGGAAUCGAUGUAAAUUCCUUGUAUAAAAGACAAAAUUGCAUUUAGUGUUUAGUUUUGAUUAUGAAACAUCAGUGAGAUUUCCCAUUUGCUCAAGAAACUUUUUCUUCGAUGGCUAUAAAAAAAUAUUAAUUAUUUCAAUGGAAUUGACGUGUGUUUAGUUUCUUUGGUGAUGAAUUCCUAAUUUGAAAGUAAUUAACAUACUUUAAAUAGGUUUUACACUUUUAUGAAUGUAACGCCAAAUGUCCUCAAUUGUGAGUAAGUUUUUCUGUUACGUUUUAACGGCCAAUCUGCUGGACUGAUAUGGAUGAAAUUUGACUGAAAAAUAGUCUGAGGUCCAAAACGGACAUAGGGUUUAGAAAUGCAAUCAAUAUUUCAAUAGGACAAAGUUGAGAGUACAGUUUUUUGUAAUUUUAUAUGAAUUAUUAGUUAGUGGACAAAUUUACAAUGAACAUCAUACAUUUUCUUUAAUAUUUAAUGAAUUUUGUAAGUAUGUAAAUGGCUACCAUCUUUACCCAUCCUCCUAUAAAUUAGAGAUUCAUUCUAAUUUAUUAUACACUUAGUAUUUGGGACUGAGAAGCUCAUAUACUACUUUUCAUCCUGGUCUUUCAAUAUGUCCCAGUCAUGUGGACGAAGUCGCGGGCAUGGCUAGUGUAAUAAAAAAAUAAUCUAUGGGGUCCAAUUUGCUUAUAUUUAUACUGUAUACAUAUAAAGUCAGAUUGUGUAAAAUCGUUAAUUAUAAAUACCAUAAAGUCUACAUAAAGGUUUUUCUAUGGCUCUCUCAAUAUGUUUUGACACAUUUCAAAUAAAAUAUCUCUUAGUUUUGACAGAUUUUUAAAUCAAACUGUAAUGUUAUAAUUAGUAUUAUUUCUUUAUCUUUCUAUGGAACUUUGUUAAUUUAAGUACAUUUUUUUUUCCUCGAUUUUGUAUCGAAGUAACGAUUUGUCCAUAAACUAAUAUUGGCGAUACCCUCUGAUCAUGCUAUCUUUAUAAAUUAUGCAUUUUAUGUAGUGAUACAUUUAAUAUAAUGCAGUGUAAUCAACGAGAUACGAUUACACGUCGCUUAAUAGUGAAUGCAUAAAAAAUCAACCUCAUAUUUACAAACAUUUCUCAAAUUUAAAAAUGGCUCAUGAAUAUUUUUGUAGCAAACUAUGUGAAGGCUCAUUUCGUAUUGUUUAUUUAUUAAAAUUGUCUACGAAUGAUACGAUACACACGAUCGGUAAAGCCGAGUUCAUUAUGUCAUUAACUUGAAUAACCAAGUUGUCUUAUUGGCUUGUCAAUUGGUAUGUUCUUAUCACAAAUUUAUAUAGAUCUUGCGGCGGGGAGAUAGGAUUGUUGAUAACGUCAGGUCGACUUCCCAUCGUCUAAAUACAGCAUGAGUUACUGGAAACUUACGUGGUUAUUUUUUUUUUGUCUUUGUUUUUAUGCAACUUAGAAUAGCAAACAAGCUGACGGCCCACCUGAUGGAAAGUGGUAACUGUCGCCUAUAGACAUAUAUUUAGAAACUAUCGUAAUUCUUGGUGAAUUUAUCACAAAGGGCCAAAUGAUUUGACUUCUCUCACUGGUGCCCUGUCACUGUGUACUUAUAGUAUUCAUGGGAUUACCAUUCUUUUCAACUAAGUUAAAAAAGAAGGAGCUUUUCAAUUCGAUUGUAUUUUUUUAGGUUUGUAAUUAGAACUCCGUCAAUUAUCAACUGGUGGUCUACCAUGAAAUGAAAUUCCGAAAUUUCUGGCUCAAUUUCGUGUUUUUGUUCAUACCAAAAUCGACCCAGUAAAUGGAGCUUAACAUUUUGUUCAUCAUAAAUCCUUUUCUAAUAGUCAAAAGAAACGAUAUCUUAAUAUUUUUAAUAAUUUUAAACAGCAUGUAUUAUGUAAUUUUAACAUCAAAUUUCUGUUUCGACCGUCCCGGAAAUUUGAAAUUUUUUCUUUUCUAAAACGAUGUAUUUACAGGUUUGUCCCAUAGACAUUUUAUCAAAACCGGUACAGUAGUAUAGUUUUAAAAUAAAAAUAAUUAUUUUUGCCACAAUGUUUUACUUUUGAUACUAAAUUAGGCCAUAUAGAGCCUAAUUUGCGUUUUGAAGUUCCUACAUGAAAUGAAUGCAAAAAAAAAAUUGCAGAAUUGAUAAAAACAGCAAGAUGGUUAUUGUAAUAUCUACGUAUUCUUAUUCUAAAUUUUGUCGUCUAAAAGGAAAAAAAAAGAAAAAAAUAAAUAUCAACGUAGUAUCUGUGGUCCAGUUCUGCAGUUCCAUAUCGUAUCGUUUGUAGACAACUUAACUAGUGUAAUAUAAGUAGAUAAUGUAGAAUUUUGUGGGUAUAUUAAGUGCCUAGUCCUCUGUUGACACAUUCGAUAACUGAAUUUGUUAAUUUUGUUUAGAUAUGUUUCAAUGUAUUCCUAUCUAUGUGUUAACAACGUAAUUAAUAACAAUUGCUUAUAGUUAUUAGUUAUACACGCUGCGUUUUGUUUAAUAUAUAAAUAUAUUCAUUGUGUACGUAGAAUUGUAAAAAAAAAAAAAUCUAGUGGUUCUUAAGAACCUAAAUUGUAGACUCUUCCUCUGAAGGAAGUAUAUCAGUAUGAGGUUUAGAACAGGUGGUCUACCAUGAAAUGAAAUUUCGAAUUUUCGGGCUAAAUUUCGUGUUUUUGUUCGUACCGAAAUCGACUCAAUAAAUGGAGCUUAACAUUUCGUUCAAAAUAAAUCCUAUCCUUAUAGUCCAGAGGAACGAUAUUUUAACAUUUUUAAUAAUUUUAAACUGCAUGUAUUAUGUAAUUUUAACAUCAAAUUUCUGUAUCGUUCGGCCUCGAAAUUUCGGAAAACAUUUCAUGGUAGGCCCUCUGAUCCAAGUCGGAUUUAUAAUAACCUUAUACAGCAUUAAAAAUUAAUCUACAUGUAUUUAUGCUCUCAUUAUGAACAAUUGACCUAUUCAAUACUUAAUGACUUCAAGUCGAUCAGUACUCAAAUUAGAACUCCACUAUUUUUAUAAUCUUUGUUGUUAUAUUUACUUAUUAUAUUUACAUAAUUAAAUGGAACGUAUCGAAUAAAAAUGACAAGUAUGACGAGGCAAUGGCGUACCCCAUUGUCAUUAGAAUUACGAUCUUAAUAAUUUACUUCAUUUUUCUUUUUCAUUCAAUAAUAUAAUUAAAAUAUUUAUCCCUAGUAGGUAUGUGUUUAUGUUAGCUGGACUGACUACGACUCCGCAUUAUGCUUUGAAUAAAAAAAAAAAAUUGUAUUAACUUUUAAAAACUAAUCAACAAAUUUAACCUCAGUAUCGAUACUGGUUAAUUUUGCUAGUCACUGAAUGGGCGAGGAAUAUGGCCACUGUGCCUUAUCCAGUACUGAAUGCAGGUGUAACCUCGGUUGCUAACUGGUUCCCACGGCGGACUUAAGGCGGGCUGCAUGGUCGCGCCACGACAGACCGUGGGAUCUCAGUGUAAACUUUAUGGUAAUUGGAGAGAAUUUCUUUUGCUUUACUUUGCCUUGAAUGCAGUAUGCCGUGACCACACUUAGUGCCUUGCAGUUAUGAACUUUCUCAUUGUUGAAUUAUUAUCAACUUCGUUCAGAAGAGCAAUAGUUGUGCGACGUGGGACUUGCGACCUCAUUGUGGGUAUUAUAUUUAUGUUCGUACCCACGCUUAAGUGUCUAUGCCUAUACCUACUAUCUCGAAAAGUUACAAUAGAAGUGUAAUAAGGCGACCGGUUCACGAGUUCACCAUGUAAAUAAUUUCCAACUGCGAUUUCUUCUAUAUUAUCUAUUUAAGUCCAACGUGUGGUCACCAUACGCAUGAAAUUGUUAUCUAAGUAUUUUAAAGUUAAUAUAUUUAUAGUUUUCGAAUGCAAUACAUUAAUUCAUCCCAGAGCGUAAGGAAAUGUUUAGUGAUUCUUGUAUAUCUCAUUUGUAAUCCUAUCUUGGUUGGUCCUGUAAAUUUUUAAUUUUUUUUUUAUAUAUGGUAAUAGUCUUGGCAUGCCAUUUUUUUUAAACUGUUAACAUUAAACAAUAAAAUAGACAAAAAUAAAGUUAUAAACAAUUAAUACAAAAACCUUUUUUAUUCUAGUUAUUUGCCCUUUUUAUCCGUUUCAAAUUUAAAGCCACGCCAAGAUUGUUCGAAUGGUAAAAAUCGUCUUAAUCCAAGUGGUCUUAAUAAAAACUGAUUACACAUUUACACGUAUUGAAAAUGUUUUUUUUUAUAAAUUAUUUAAGGCAGAGACCUUACACAACUAAUGCUAUUAUUAAUCACUUUGUAUUCACUACGUUUACAUAAAGAGAUGGCUAUCAAAUUAAAGAUAGGCAUAUCAUUUAUCAGGGUUAUAUUAUUGAGUACGAUAGUAAAUGGUUAUUAUUAAGUCAGCUAAUUGCAGCCUACUUGCGGAUUUGUUACCUUUUUACUGUAUGGUAUAUUCGAUCUGGCCAUAGUUUGUGUUAUUGUGUUUAUAUUAAAGUGUUGAUCCAUA